Messenger RNA from Cydia pomonella (codling moth), 1309 nucleotides. RefSeq lists its product as uncharacterized. NCBI's taxonomy places the organism in Eukaryota, Metazoa, Arthropoda, Insecta, Lepidoptera, Tortricidae. The coding region runs from base 101 to 1174 and encodes 357 amino acids. The record is from RefSeq and is a predicted model, not a curated record. The transcript is spliced from 2 exons.
GGGUCAAAUCAAAAAGUCAAAAAGACAGUCAAACACAAUGAAAUUUUCAAGCAAGAAAAACCUGGCACUUAUCAAAAUUACCGUGUACAAUUGCUAAACUAUGAAUACGCAAAAAAAUCAUAGAAUAAUCCAACUAUACAAAGAUCGAGGAGACAUGCGAAGAAACAAGAAAGAGCUUCACUCGUCCGUUCCUCGCGAUAGAGGCGACGUCAAGAAAAGUCCCAAGAAAGUAUCUAAACAAGAAUUAUUUAAUACAACGAAAGCAGAAAGUGUUAAAACAGAUCUCGUGUCUCGUUCGACGAAUACGUUUGCCGAGUCUCUGCCUUUUAGCUUAGAGAAUCAAACUAUAAACGCUGAUGUUAGUGUGGAAAAUACUUUGGAUUUUCGAAAGAGAGUUAAGGACAGAUACACGUUUAAGCGGCAUCAAGUGUUGAAGAACGAUGAUAUGAGUCAAUUCAAUAGUACCUUGCAAUGUGAUGUCAGAAAUGAUCCGCCGAAACAUCAUUUGGAGUAUGUCGAAAAAAAAACAAAAGAUUUUCGAGAUGCAAAAAAGUCAGAUAAAGCUUCAAUACAUAGAGCCGUCAGCGCUAUAAAAUUCAAACGCUCGUCCAAACCCGACGAUUUGGCGGAACGCAAAAAAUCGCCCCCAGAAACAGAGAAAAAUAUCACUAGAAAAGACAAAAGGCCGGUGAUAAAAACUAUUACGUCGAAAAUGGACACGCGCGUGUACAAGGCGGUUACCUUCGUCGAGCAGACCGCUCGCAAACCGCUUCACAUAAAAAUACCUAAGGACAUUAAAUCUAAACCAAAGUCAAAAAUACCUACAAUGAUACCUAUUGUAAAAAGUAAAACGACUCAGAGCACAAAACGGCUGCGUAAAAGAACAGUGCCUCAGCCUUCACCGUCUUUCAAAAGCGCGGAUUCCAUGCCUACGGAAAUAGCGAAAUGGGUACCGGAAUCUGUAGACCAACAUACGAAGCCUUAUUACGACGCUUGGGUGAGUAAAACCGCCACGGCCUCCACGAAGUUAUUAAAAGAAGCUAGUCUUGAAAAGUCCGAAGUGCUCCGGAGGUUAGAGUUGGGAAUGAAGAGAUCGCCCGAGCUCAUGUAUAAAAAGUUUACGGAGGAAGAGUAUGCGGGGAGGAUACGGGUUAGGAGGCGCGAGGAAAAGUGAUUUGUUCUGUCAUUGUGCUGUUGUGUAAAUAAGAGACGUUUAUAUCAUUUAGUUUUUUUAUUUAUUAACAGUCACAUGUAAUUUACAAAAAAUAUACUCUUCUUAGGUAUACAAUAAGACGUUGGAGACACGCAA